AUGAACAAGCGUAAUUUUAAACCGUUAGCAGUUUUGCGAGACGAGGUUCAACAUGAAUAUAUCAAAACGCGUGAAGAAUUUUAUAAUUCGAAGAGAGUGGAAAGCAAGGCCUUUAUACGUGACAGUAGUAAGAAGAUAGAAGCGUUGCUUGUUCAACGUGACAAACGUGUUAAGGAGCUUUCCGUUCAGUUUACUGGAGAUGCAUAUCCUGCUAUAGAAAGUUUAUCUGCGUCCAAAGGGAAAACAAUUUUGAAAAAUUCAACCAAACCGCCAAUUUCAGAUUACCUGUCUGCUACCCAUCGUAAAAAACGUUCAGACAAACGACAGUCCGGUAUUAUUCCAAUCCAAAACGAAAUUCCUAAAUACGCUUUAUGGACUCCUAUUGCACGGAGUUCCAAGACUGAAGAUGAUCCUGUGCUAAGACAUCUUUACUAUUUCGGAGAAGACAGCGAGGACGACGAUGACGUUGACUACUUUGAUGUAUACGAAGAAAGUAUCGUUGGAAAGAGUGUCCAAGAUCCAGAAGAUGAGAAAAUCGCGAUCAGAACUAUGCACCGUAUCUUUUUACAAAAUGGAAUCUCACUCGCUCUCAUAGAAAAGUCGACUGCCACAAUAGAUUCAGAACCGAGUAAAGCUCCUUCUACUACAUCGAGACUUACGCGUUCACCUGUUACGGCUAAUCGAUCUAUUCCUGUUGAUGGCGAUGAUGACGAGGAAUCGGAUUCAUCUUUCUUUGAAGCGGUCAUUAGUGCACUUGCAAAGACAUUGAAAGGAAAAGACAUCAAGAUGAUGCUCAAUAGAUACUUAGAAUACGCACGUAAAUCAGGGUUAUCAUUGGACUUUUAUGGUGAAAAUCAAGCAAUUCCAAUGGAUUUGGACAAGUACAGGCCAUCCGAUGAAGUUAUUCCAGACACUAUGAUGCAUUCUUUUUCGAGCCUUUGGUGUCGUCGAUGUUAUGUAUACGAUUGUAAAUUACAUGGAACGGAUUUUAGGCCAUCAAACAACAUAAAGCGACAUCGCCUUCCUGUGGGCAAGACCAAGCCCUGUGGAGUCAACUGCUAUCUAAGUUUAAAAAACGACCAGCAUGAUUCAUACACUCCAGAUGAGUGGGAUGAUAUUGAAAUUGCGUUAUUUCAGAAGUCUAGCGAUCUAAUUGGUAGCAAGAAUUAUUGUAACGUAGCAGUGAUAAUCAUGACGAAAACAUGUAAACAAGUUUAUCGAAGAUUCCAAUCCCUAGGAAACCUUGAGAAAGAGGAUGAACAUGUAGAAAUCGGCUCUUCAUCUGAUGAUUUACGAAAGAAGAAUAAAAAGAUGGCGAAAAUGGAAAUCGAUGCAGAAAAUCAUUCGGAAUAUCACCCAUGCGAUCAUCCAGGAAAACCUUGUGAUAUCAACUGCCCGUGCAAGAAAGGAAAUGUACCAUGCGAAAAGUAUUGUCAUUGUGAUUUAGAUUGUCCGCGGAGGUUUCCAGGUUGUAAUUGUUCUAGUGUAGGAAAGACUUGCAGUAAUAGGAGUUGUUUAUGUUUUGCAAGUUAUCGAGAGUGUGAUCCAGACCUGUGUAAAUGUACUGCCUCAGAUCCAUCCAAUACGCAUCUGGUAGUACGACAUGGGUGCAAAAAUGUUGCCAUUCAAAGGGCACAAUCAAAACGUACUAUUGUAGGAAUUUCAACUGUGGCUGGCUGGGGGCUUUUCGUUAGAGAACAUGUAAAAAAAAAUGAAUAUCUAGGCGAAUAUAUUGGAGAAGUUAUCUCGCAAGCAGAAGCAGACCGACGUGGUAAAAUUUAUGACAAACGAGGAACUAGCUUUUUAUUUAACUUGAAUAAAGAUUUUGUAGUUGAUGCUACGCGAAAGGGCAAUAAAUUCCGAUUUAUUAAUCAUUCAAAUGAUCCGAACACUUAUUGUCGCGUCACCUUGGUUAACGGGGAGCAUCGUAUUGGAAUUUAUGCCAUGGGAGACCUUGAUCCUGGUCAAGAGUUGUUCUUCGAUUAUAGGCAUGUUUUUAGGUAUGAUGGCGAAGCUUUAAAAUUCGUGCCUCUCGAAAGAGAACGUCCUCCAAGCCCCGCUAAAUCUAGCCCAGCUAAUGGGAAAGAUAUAAAAUCGUGA
Molecule: messenger RNA, 2100 nt
Organism: Acaulospora morrowiae
Lineage: Eukaryota; Fungi; Glomeromycota; Glomeromycetes; Diversisporales; Acaulosporaceae
Source: the annotation of a GenBank genome assembly